This is a messenger RNA of Plasmodium adleri (nom. inval.), 5451 nucleotides long. Its product is annotated as conserved Plasmodium protein, unknown function. Lineage: Eukaryota; Apicomplexa; Aconoidasida; Haemosporida; Plasmodiidae. The record is from RefSeq and is a predicted model, not a curated record. The coding region runs from base 1 to 5451 and encodes 1816 amino acids. The transcript has 3 exons.
AUGGACAAUUUAUAUUAUAAUAUAUAUACAAGUGAAAUAUAUGAAAAAAAAAAGUAUGCCUUUAAAAAUAACAUUCAUGUGAAAGAGAAUGUUUUAAAGGAUGCAAAUAUAUAUGAUUAUAUAAUAAAAUAUACAUUAAAUGUUAUAGUAAAAAAUAUUGUUAAUAAUAGUAUAGACCCCAAAUACAAGUAUCAUUGUGAAUCUUUUAAGAAUCAUAAGAAUAAUGAUAUAUCAAAUUUAAAAUAUAGGUCAACACAAAAUGACUUUCUUAUUUCAAAUAUUUUAAAUAAAAAAUAUAAAAAUAUUCCAAAAAUGGAUUUACAAAAUGAUAUAAAAAAUUGUAAUUUAAUACAAUCCGAAUUAGAGGCUUUUUCAUAUAAUAAAAUUUUAUCGUCAUCAAGAAUGUAUGAAUAUGAAGAAUUGAAUACCUUUAAGGAUAGAUUUAUUACAUACAUAUUAAAUAAUCCACACCUAUAUAAGAACAGGCUUGAAGUGAUCUUAAGUUUAAUUAUAUUUUCAUUUUAUAAUGCCAAGAAAAACAUGGGAAGUUAUUAUUUGUUUGAUGUUUUGAUGAAAACGAUAAAUUAUUAUAAAACAUAUAAUAAACUCAAAACAAGUUUUAUACUUUUUUCUCCCAUCAUUCAAGUGCAAAAGAAACAUAAACGAUAUGUUAACUUAAGUGAUAUUAUAUUAAACCCUUAUGAUGAUAAAAAUAAUAAUGAUAAUAAUAAUAAUUAUAAUUAUAAUGAUAAGUAUAAAAGUUACAGUGAAAACCUUCUCUUAACAUUUGAUAGUACCAAACAACUUAUUAACAUUGUACGAAAAUAUCAUGAUAUUUGUGGAAGUACUACAGCCACUUCAAAUACAUUAUCUACCGUUAGUAAGAAAAAAAGAAAAGGUGCAUGCCACCUGCACAAGAAAAAAGUCAAUUUUAAUGAUACACAUUUUAAAGAUUAUAAAAACAAGAGAAAUAAAGAUAUGAAAGAAUUGAAUUUUUUAAAUCAUGAGCUAAACAAAAAAAAGCUAGUUCAAUAUAAUAAAAAAAAAAAAAAAGUGAAAAAGUAUCAGUAUCACCAUAUAAGCCACAAAAAUUGUGAUAAUAAUACAUUUCAAUUUCAUUUUAAUAAUUCAGACCAAAGUCAAGGGAGACAACGGGAGAAUAUUCAAGGAGUAGUAUUAUCUUAUAUAAAGUAUAAUAAUUCGAAUUUUAAUUUAUCAUGUUAUAUAAGUAUAAAAAAUUAUAAUUUUAAUUCGAGUAUUAGAAUAUGUUACGUUCCAUUUUUUAAUAAUUAUUAUAGAAAUAAAAAUAUAUGGUUCAAAUUAAACAUGAAAAUGUUUUUGUAUUGCUGGUGUUCAGUUGAGGAUGUAUGUUUUUCAGACUGCACAAUGAAUACUUUAGAAUAUGUAUCUAAUGACGAAGAGAUUAAGAGGCUUGAAAAAAUAAAUUACUAUAAGGAUAAGUAUAAUAAGAUGAUAAAUGAAGAAAGGAAUAAAUUAGAAAAAAACAAAAUAAUAUUAAAAAAUAAGAAUAAAUGGAAUAAUUAUCAUAAUUAUUACAAUAUUAUAAAUAGUAGUAAUAUUAAUAGGUGGUGUCCUUGUAAUAGUGCAGAACAAAAAUGUAAAAAGAUGUAUCUUUGUAAUAAUGAUUAUUCAUUACUUGCUACAAGUGAUCAUAUAAAAUUAAGAGGCUAUCAUAAUAACAAUUAUAAUAGAUAUAAUUCAUGUAGUUUUAUCAGCAACCUUAACGAUGAUGGUAUAUCUACAAAAUUUCCUAACAACAGAGAUAUAGAACCUGGAUACAAUAGUGAUAAUAAUAUUGUUUAUAGAAAUAACAAGAGGAAGCGAAGAAAGAAGAAACGUUUUAAUGUAUGUAAAAAUGAAAAACAUUAUUGUAAAUAUUUAAGUGAUGAUGAUAUGACAUAUGAUAAUUAUUGUAAUUAUUUUUAUGAAAAUGUCGAGAGUGUAAAUGUGUCUAGUUAUUUAUAUUAUUUCAAAUUAAUAAAUAAAAAAAGGUUAAAUAUGAAAAUUAAUCAGAUGGAACAAAAAAUGGAGUUUAACUAUGAUGUUUUUUUAAGAUCAAUUUAUGAGAGUAAUGAGAAAAAACGAAAUAUGAUAUAUAAUGGAUAUUAUAAUUCUGACAUAUAUAAUAAUAUAGAAGACGAUUAUAAUUAUGAAGAUUCUAAUGAUGAGAAUUAUCAUGAACAUGAUGAUUAUAAUAAUAAUAAUAGUAAUAAUUUGAAUGAUUGUUAUGAUAUUAUAGAGAAUGAAGACAUGUUACCACAUCAUGCUUGUUUAAAUUAUGAUCAUUUUAAUUUGAUAACAUGUUAUGAGAAAAUAAUAAAAUAUAAGCCCUUAACUACAAAAUAUAUUUUAUGUUGUAAGGAGGUUUUUUUCUGUUCUAGUGAAGAAUAUGAAGAUGAUGAAAUGAACCACCAUAAUCAUCUUAAUCACCUUAAUCAACUUAAUCACCUUAAUAAUCAUGAUAAUAUUAACCACAUUAACCAUCACAAUAAUAAUAAUAAUAAUAAUAAUAAUUGUAGUAAUAAUUCAUUUUAUAACCAUAGUAGCAAUUAUUCACAUAUUCCAGAUGGAAGACGCAAAGGUAUGAAGAGAUUUGCAGAAGGUAAUAAUAUAAAUAAAGAACACCAUGGAUAUGGUGAGGAGGAAGAAGAAUACGAUGCAUACCAUAAUGAAAAUAUUGGUAACAGUCGAGUGAAUGGGCUCUUAAGCAAUCGCAUGAUGAAACAAGAAAUUGAUGAUGACAUGGAAAAUCAUAGAAAUAAUAACAAUAAUAAUAAUAUCAAUAUUAAUAGCAAUAUCAAUAGUAAUGGUAAUAUGAAUAAUAAUAGUAAUGUUAGGGGAGAGAUGAUGAAUGGAUUUAAUUAUAAUAAUGAUCUUCAUUUAAAUAAUAUAUAUGUAAAAGAGGAAAUGAAAGAUAUUAAUUAUAAUGAUACUGAUGAUAUACAUGAUAUGGAAGAAGGAAAAGAUUUUGAAAGUGUUAUUGAUGAAAAUAAUGAAUAUAAUGAAGAGAUAGAUGUAAAAUAUGAAAUAUCUACAGAAAAUAAUGAAGGUACUACAUUACAUAUACCAUCUAAUGAUAUGGAUAUUGGAAAGGGUGGUAGUAUGACUGAUCAUGGAUUGAAUAGUAAUAGUAAUUUUCUCUGCACAAGUUCAACAAAUGAAAAUGGUUUAGACAUGAAUAUGUUAGAUAACAAAAUGAAGAAUAAUAGUAUGAAUAAUAAUAUGAAUAAUAAUAUGAAUAAUAAUAUGAAUAAUACUAUAAAUAAUAGUAAUAAUAUUAGUAAUAGUAAUAAUAAUAGUAAUAAUAAUAAUAAUAAUAGUAAUAGUAAUAAUAAUAGUAAUAAUAAUAAUAAUAAUAAUAAUAACAGUUUGAAACAUAAACCUCAACAAAAAAAUAAUAAUGAAGGAAAAGAAAAAGUAAAAAGGCGACGUAAAAAUCCUUUUAGUAGAAGUGUUGUAGGUAUGUCUCCUGCAAGUAAUAAUGAUAUGUCAAAAGCUUAUGGUGAUAUGAUGAAGGAUGGUUCAAAUAAUUUUAUGUACAAGAAUUUUGUUGUUCCUAAAAAACCGAAUAACUUUUCAUAUUUAAAUUAUAAAGAAGUAAAAGAAUAUUUAAAAGAUUUGACUAUAUUAAAAAGUGGAGCAAAUUGGAAAACAUAUAAAAUGGAAGAUUUACCAGCUGAAUUGUAUAAAAAUAUUAGACCAAUAAAUCAAAGAGUAACUGGUUUCAAAACAGUUUUAUUGGUUGAUGAAUUAUUUGAAAAAUUAUGGGAAUUCCCAAAUACAGAUAUGAUCAAAGUUAGGACAGUAACUAGAGGAGAUCAAUUUAUUGGUGAUAUUCGAAUUGACUUUUAUUAUCGCCAGAGUGAGAGAACCUUAUGUCGUGCAUGUGGAAGGCACAUCCUUAAGCAGAAGUUUGCUACGGAGCACUACCAAAGGAAUAUAAAUUGCUGGAAAGAAGUCAUGUGGAGAUUAGGAAUACCGGAGCUGCAUUACUACAACUCAGUUCGAAAUGACUUUUUUGAUUCAAGGUCUAACAACAUGGAAAAUAACAAUGAACAGGCGUUGCUGGACAGGACGCUAAUGUUGUAUAACCAAGAGUUGAUUAAGAAGGCUACUGAUUUUGUGAAUGAGGAAUUAAAAUAUUACGAUGAAAAUGUGGUGAGUAAGCCACGUAAGAGUAAGGUGAAUAGUUGUUUUGAAUUGGAUAUAUUAUUAUUGGAUGACAACAAUAUAAUAAUUCCUAGUGUAAAGAAUGAAGUGGAUGAGCCAUAUUUUGAAAUAGCUGCAAUAUAUCCUAAUAAUGGAUUUCCUGAUGAGAAUUAUUCUCGUAAUUUUUGUUAUAUAAAGAUAACCUUUAAUAAAUUAGGAGGUAUGGUAUUACGUGAUUUGUUUACAUUAGAAUGUGAGUUCUUAGUAGAUUGGGGAGACAAUUUAUUAAUUCAGGCAAAGAAAUAUACAUUACAUGAGGUAUAUAAUAAUUCUGAAUCCUAUGAUAUAAAUUUAAGAAAUUUGUAUGACCAAGGAUUUGCAUAUUUACGAUGUAAUGUACCACAAAAGCCGAAUGGAAAGGUAAAUUUAAAAGUGCGUAUACCUAAAACCGUAUGGCAUUAUUGGGAGGCAGUAGCUGAAGAAUCAUUGAAAAUAAAUUAUGAAUUUUUAGAUAAGCAUAAUGUUCAUAGGCAAUUAUUAUUUUGUUCUUAUUUGGAUAAUAUAAAUAAGAAUUUUACAGCAUAUGUAAAGAAUUCAUCAAAGAGUGGUGGUACUAACAAUAAUAAUAAUAAUAGUAAUAAUAAUAAUAGUAAUAAUAACAAUAAUAACAAUAAUAAUAACAAUAAUAACAAUAAUAACAAUAAUAAUAAUAACAAUAAUAAUAAUAAUGGUAAUCAUCAUCAUAUGGCUAAUCUGAUGACUGCUAAUAAUAUGAAUCAUAAUAAUAACAAUAAUAAUAAUAAUAAUCAUAUGUUUGAAUUAAUGAAUAAUAAUAUAGCUAGUUUUGCAAAAUUGGAAGAUGAUUUUAUUCCAAGAAAUUCAUAUAAUAAUAUGGAUAAGAAAUCAAAAAAUAAUGGUAUGCCUCCACCCCCACCAGAUUUAAUGAAUAGUAAUAAUAAAAUGAUGCCUUAUAAUUUUAAUAGUUUUUCUAAAGGACCUACAGGUGGUGUAGUAGGAGCAGCAGAUCUGGCAAAUAUGUCUAAUAUGAAUAAUAGAUUAAUGUAUAAUCAAAAUAAUAAUCCAAAUAAUGCUAACAAUAAUAAUAAUAAUAAUAAUACUAAUAAUAUGUAUAAUAAUAUGGAUUAUGCAGCUGUUCUAAAUUCAAUGCCCUAUUCUAAUUAUCAUGCUUUUAAUAUGAACCAUGCUAUGCAAAAUGAUUCAGAUACAAACUAUUCAAAAAAUUUCGACCAGUUUAGUGGGCACCCGGAGUUAAAUUAUUAG